UGAGACACUGUGAGCAUAAAAACGAGAAAUCUCUCAGUCGAAUAGCGCUGCAAAAGGGAGCCUCGAAACCAAUGCUUUGACUUCCUGCAUUCAUCAGCAAAAAUGUAAACAGCGCUUUGGAAACCUGUGACCUCCACUGUCUAGAAGGACAAAGGCUGGGAACAUCGCCUUCUGCCUGUUCCCCUCCAAACUGCACACAUUAUCCUUACUUGGGGAAUAUAUCCUUGUUCCUUCAGUGUCGCUGGUUCAAAAUCCUGCUUCCUGAACUACCGUAUACCUUACUGCUUCAGUUCAAAGGAACGCACAAGGCCAUACCAGAGGAAUAAGGUGCCGCUGACCCCAGUGAAUACGUUUCUGACAGAAGACUACUUGAAGGGCUUUGAGGAUGUGUGGAGCUGAAUCCUGACCAUCGGCCUCGCUGCACAUGCCAUGUUGACCGUGAGGAGACCGGCCGUACUCUUGCACUCUGCCCGGUCGAAGCCUCCGCAGCUCAGCGGGCGUUGCUCUGGGUGGCUGCAGUCAGCCUGCUUCUCGAGCCGUUCUGGGGGUUGGCGCAAGGUUGUCGAGCCAGAGGCCUGGACAAAGUGGGCAGAUGACGUGCGGCGCUGGGCGCUGGGCUGGCUGAAGGAUUGCGGCGGCUCGGGCGGCACGGCCCGACAGAAGCUGGUGUCAAUUUUCGCGAGCCAGUGCAGCUACGUGACCGGGCAGAGGCUGCGGAGGGCCCUGCAGAUCGGGCAGCUGUACAACAACUUGUACUCGGAGCGGUCCCGCCGGAGCCUGCUCUCCAGCCUGUGGAGGCAAUUCCACAGCCGGAACCGGGGCACCGGCAAGCUGGUGGCAGCCUUUGCUGCUGUCUUCAUGUGGGACAACGAGAGGAUUCAGGAUGAGGAGCUGCAGCGGUGCCUGAGCGACUUCAGAAGCCUGGACCCACCAACUGUGGAGAAACCCAGGAGCCAGGAGCGGGCGGAAUGCGAGCACAAGCAGCAACGGGACAGCACGUGGGAGCUGGUGAUGGACAGACCCAGCUUCCGGCUCUGGCGCAGGCCCAUUCCGAGCAGCCACCUCUACCAGUACCGAGUGUUCGGAACGUACACGGAUGUCACGCCUCGGCAGUUCUUCAAUGUGCAGCUCGACACAGAAUACAGGAAGAAAUGGGACGAGCUGGUCAUCAAGCUGGAAGUCAUCGAGCAGGAUGAGCUCUCCGGAUCGGAGAUUGUUCACUGGGUCACGCAUUUUCCGUACCCCCUUUACUCGAGAGACUACCUCUACAUCCGACGCUACCACGUGGACCAAAAACACAAUCUGAUGGUGUUGGUGUCAAGGGCUGUCGAACACCCGGAUGUCCCAGAGAGCCCAAACUAUGUACGGGUUACCGCUUACCAGUCGCAGAUGGUGAUCAAGCCACACCGGUCAUUCGACGAGGUAAGGCUGCACGGAUAAGUGGUAGCUGGCCGG
Molecule: messenger RNA, 1455 nt
Organism: Stegostoma tigrinum
Lineage: Eukaryota; Metazoa; Chordata; Chondrichthyes; Orectolobiformes; Stegostomatidae
Gene: stard7
Product: StAR-related lipid transfer (START) domain containing 7
Exons: 8
Coding region: 430-1440 (336 amino acids)
Molecular function (GO): lipid binding
Source: RefSeq, a predicted model, not a curated record